GUUAUAACCGCAUCGUGCGCGCACAUCGCCCGUCUUGGACCCCGGCCUAAUCAAAACCACAAUCUCAUUUUUCAACAGUCAUUGUAUGUACGCUGUCAGGGUAACAUACAGAGUACUUCAGCAAGCCUUCAGUCAUGGCGCCGGUCACUGAGGUUGUUCUUGCUCCCAUGUCAGACGAAAAGAUACCCGACGACUACGAUAGCGAACUGGGCAAGACGUUCAAAGAACUCCUCAUGACCAUCGUGGCUCAGGAUGGCUGCCAGCGACUUCUCUGGGGUCAACAAGUGGAAAACCCUGCGAUUAUGACCCUCUUUAUCGACUGGGACAGUGUGGACCAUCACAAGAAAUUCAUUGCUUCAGAAACUUAUAAGCCAUUCAUGGACAAGGUUGCAGGGAUUCUGAAAGGUUCCAUGACCAUGUACCACGUCGGUAUCGAGCCACACCCACCGACGGCCGCGCUUGUGGGAAGCACACCCCAGGUGACGGAGUUCAUCAUGGCGUACUUUCCCAAGGACUACUCCGCCGAGGACCGAAAGACCUUUGACGAAGGAAUGCGCGCCUUUGGAGAAGCCGUUUCCAAGACGUCCCAAGGGUACAAGACAUCAGUGGGUGGCUUCAUCGAGGAAGAAGUCGUCGACCCUAAAACCUCGGAACCCUGUUUGGGCUAUGUGGCCCUUGUUGGCUGGGAAAGUGUGCAAGCUCACUUGAGCUACAGAGAGACCCAGGCCUUCAAGGACAACAUCCACUAUCUGAGGGGAGCAAAGGAUUUGAAGAAUGUCGUCGUCUUCCAUGUUGACGCGAAGCCGAUCUGAGCGACCAGCAAGCAGGGGAUGAGAUGGGAUUUGGGAUAAGCGGAGUGUAAUCAUUCCAGUUCACGCUCCUAACAUGAAAUACAUAUCCAAGAACAACAAUUAG
This is a messenger RNA of Exophiala oligosperma, 915 nucleotides long. RefSeq lists its product as uncharacterized. The transcript has 2 exons. The record is from RefSeq and is a predicted model, not a curated record. The coding region runs from base 135 to 812 and encodes 225 amino acids. Lineage: Eukaryota; Fungi; Ascomycota; Eurotiomycetes; Chaetothyriales; Herpotrichiellaceae.